CCUACCCCGGCCCAUCUGGCUGUCCUCAGUCCGUCGGUGUACGCGCGCGGUGUGCAUUGUGAACAAAAUUUGUAAAUAAGUUAUAAUCAGCGCGGUACAUCCUGGUUACCAUGCCGUACUACAACAGUGGCCACAGUCCCGCUUACAACAAAGAUGGCGGCUCCAGUGGGCCGUCGAGCACUUCUGGCGGUCGCGCCAGCAGCUCGGAGCCGACGUAUAUGAUGGAACACUUGGCCACGUUCACCGUCACGAAGGAAACCGGUAUUGUUUAUCCGGCGGAUGGUAUGCGCCGCCUUCUACAGCUGGAGAAAAGCAAUGGCAUUUGGAGUCAAAAAAUGCAGUUUCGUCUCGAGCGAAACUGGGUCCUUAUCAUGGACAACGAAACGGGGGCCAUCAUGGAACGGUUCCCAGCUGCCUUGAUACAGGAGCCGACGGCAUUUACGUCGAGAGAUCCUAUGGAGAUGUACAACAACAUUUUGGUGUUCACGGUAGCUGACGAUAGUGGCUCAGGCCAGCGAGCGGAGAUGCACAUAUUCCAAUGUCAGAGUGUAUCAGCGGAGGACCUCGUCGAGGACCUAAAGAUGCUGCAAAUGGGGAAACUGGUCACGGGUGGCUCGCCCCGCGGUCCCAGAGGGCAUAUUCCACCACCACCUGCCUUACCGCCUCCGGAACCACCCUUGAAUGGCGUGAACGUCAGGGAACAAGUGUCUGCUUUCAGCGCGGCGAAUGCAGACGGGCAGAAUGACAUGUCUCGAGAGGAGAACAACGACGAGGUGUCGUCGACGUCGUCGGAGAAGUACGAGCGCGAUGUAACGAUCCUGAAUCACUGUUUCGACGACAUCGAGAAGUUCAUCGCGCGUCUGCAGCACGCUGCUGCCGCGUCUCGAGAGCUAGAGCGCCGAAGACGCAAUCGGAAGUCAAAGAAGCGAAACCUUGGCGAUGGUAUGCUGACGAUGAGAGCGAAGCCGCCGCCCGAGAUGGAGUUUAUCGAUAUAUUCCAAAAGUUCAAGCUCUCGUUCAACCUACUGGCCAAGCUGAAAGCGCAUAUCCACGAUCCCAACGCUCCGGAACUUGUACACUUCCUCUUCACGCCGCUCGCGCUUAUCGUGGACGCCUCUCACGAUACUAAUUACGAUCCGAAUUUACCUAGUAAAGUAGUGUCGCCGCUCCUCACGCGGGAAGCGGUCAAUUUGUUGAUAAACUGCGUCACCAGCAAAGAGACCGAGCUCUGGCACUCCCUGGGCGACACGUGGCUGAUACCGCGCGAUCAAUGGAAAGGACACGUGCCGCCGUACCACCCGAUUUUCAUGGACGGUUGGUCGCCAGAGUACCCCAUUCCCGAGGACAGAGAUCACGAUCAUUUGGCGUCCCUAUUGAACGCGGAUAAACAAAAGAGGGACGAGUUACCAGAACAACAAAGUGAUCCUUAUUACAAUCACCGUGACGUGGACGAGUCGCAUUACAGCAGCGAUUAUCUCGAGUACGAGAGCCGGGAGGAGCGUGGCGGUAACGAAUACUUUGACAGGAAUUAUGGACCGAGCUCGGAAUUGUACGGCCGCGAGGAGAGAGUGGACCAGACCAGGGCGCACAGUGACAUUUCCGUCGACUCGAUCGAGAGAGCUCCCAGAGCAGCCGCCGGUAUAGAGAGAGCACAGGAGGCCUGGCUGGAUGAAUUGGUAGCGCGCCACGCCAAAAUCGUGCAAGUCACUUAUCCACGAACGGCGAACAACGACAAAGAACUCACGGUGGUCAGAGGCGAAUAUCUGGAGGUUCUCGACGAUAGUAGGAAAUGGUGGAAAGCGAGGAAUUCCCGAGGGCAGGUCGCUCACGUUCCGCACACCAUCGUUGCGCCGCACAAUCAUUCCGCUACUCAUUCUGCUGACAAUGACGUCUUUAACAAUCCUCUAUACACCAGCAGGUAUCCGAGGCAAGGGCACGGCUAUAAUUAUGAGGAUUCGGAGAUUGAAAGAACCAGCACUAGUCCAGGUCCGGAAACCACGCAUCGAACGCACGCGAUUCCACCGCCAGCUCCUGCUGAUUGGGUGAGAAAGGAAAGAUUAGGGAAAAAAGACGACGUUAGUUUGUACGACAGAACCAUCAGUAAUAGCAGUAGAUCUAGCACUUCUUCUACCGAGAGUAUUUCUCGGUCAAGCGGAAAGCUUAAUACGCAACAAAGCAUCGUGGAAGUGCAUUCGCCACCUCGCGACAUAAUACCAGAUGUAAUAUCCGAGCCAGAUUCGCCGCCCGUUCCGACCCUACUACCAGAGCUAGCCGCAUCGGUGUCAACGCCAAUACUGCCUGCAUCGGAAUCAGCAAAAUUACCCAUAUCGAAAUCAGCACCAUCGCUGUCUGUAUUGAAAUCAGUUGAAAUCCCAAUAAUAUAUCCAUUAAAAUCAGCACCAGCUUCAUCGCCCCCGAAAUCAGAACCAGCGUCGCCCGUACCGUCAUUAGAUUCAUCGACGACGCCUCCACCACCUCCACCACCACCGCCACCGACGCCAAUAGGACCUAUUCCAGUACUUCGAACCCAAAAAUCUGUGCCGUCAAAUUUCAUGUUUAACAAAACGGAAACCUCCAAGAGUAGUAAAUUCCUCAAUGGCACCUCCAGUCAAGAAGAAGCUCAGGAAGAAGUUCAAAAAGAGCUCAAGUUCGUUCUGAGGAUAUUUCGAGAAAAGAAAGCGAAUUCUGUCGAUAACAGCGCGCAGGAAAUUUGGUUGAAUCAACACUCGACCCCUCGGGAAGUUCAAAUGUGGUUAGCAGCCAAAGGAUUCUCGCAAAAUGUGUGCAAACAGUUUGAAAAUAUGAACGGCACGGAAUUGUUCAAUUUAUCGCGACGGCGACUAGAGCAAUUGUGCGGCCUGUCUGAGGGAAGUAGACUCAACGGGCAAUUAACUUUAGCGAAAAACGUAUGCGAGUAUAAAACCGCACGGUCAUCAGAGCUCAAGCAAAUUUUAGAAAAAGCGCGUCAAAGAGCGGAAAAACCCGAUAAGGAUGAAGCCAGAGAGUGAAUCGUACUGUUCCUUAUAUUCCGGAAUGCUACAAAUAUCAAAACGACAUGUGCAAUCGUUUUGUUGUUAUGCGAGAAUAAGGAAUUUAGAGAAAUGGAAGAUAAAAUACAAUAAUCAUUUCGUAACAUUCCAUAGAAAAAUAUCAGAAUGUACAACGCUAUCGAAAAAAUAUUCUCGAAUUAUUUUAUUUUAUCUUACGUAUUGCGAUAAUUAUUUAUUACGAGAGUUAAAGCCAUAUCUCGCAUCAAAUUUUUAGCAAGCUGGUCAAGCAUACGCUAUACAAAAAAAUUAAUGAGCUGUGAUGUUCUUUUUUGUGAGCAAUAUUAACCAUUAUAUUUUAAUAAACUUACUCAUUGAAAGGAAUAGAAAUAUAAAUAAUUGUUUCCCAGUGCGUUGUUUGACUCGAGAACUCAAUUGAAUAUACACCGUUUAGUACUCGAGAGCAACAUCAAGUCCUUUUUCGUUAAAUUUGUAUGUUAAUUAAAUUAAAUACAUACAUCGCAGGGGAACGCACUAUUGAUUGCGAUAAUGAUAUUAGAAGAUAGCAAUGAGAAAAAGUAUGUAAUCACAGUAUGUACGACGAUAAGUAUAUAAGUUAUCGAUUUAUCUUCAAAAUAAAUUGUGAUUUAAAUCGUUAAUUAAUGAAAAGGAUAGCAACAGUCAGCCAAAUGUAUAUCUUUUACAUACCUGUGUUCUAUUUUUUUACGUUACGGUAAAUAUAUGUAUUUGUUAGAUCUAUGUCAUCUGUCAAAAAUCAGUCGUCAAGGAAAAUCAUGGAUUGUGUUACUUAUGUUAUAUUUAUUUAAAGCGAUCACAUACAUCAUAACAGACAUAAAUAGGAUACUCUAGAUGUGUCAUUUAUGUGUGAUAAACUAUACAUUCUUUCCGAGUACUCGACACGAGGUCACAUAACGUGAACACAUUGAUAAUUAUAAUAUGCUAUUUGCCUUUAAAAGCACUCUUAUAUAUGCCAUUUAAAUAAAUAAAUAAAUGUCACUGUGGGUAUCCAACAGUGAUAACAUAAAAAUCUUCGACACUGGUAUAAAAUAUCAACAGUGUUACAUGCAAAGUAUAAUAACUCUCAGAGAAGUUUAAUCGAUAACAACGCGUUAAAAUUUAAAAUAUUUCUGUGCUAUACUAUAAAAUACUUUAUGAAUCAAUAAUUGUCUUACAAUUCGUUAUCUUCACUGUGCUCGCAAUACUUUAAAUAAAGCUGUUAUUAAAUAGAUUGAAAAAAAAGUGUAAAUUUCUGCCAAGAUGUUCAAUUUAUCUCUCGAAACGAUUCCGAAUUGAUUGAGAAACACAAAAUUUUACAUAAAAGCACUUUGUGUCGAUGCAAUUUUUAGAGAGGUUACAUAAAUUGCAUAAAUAUAAUAUAUUACUCUUUUAACUAAACGUACGUCACAUCUGGAUUAUCAUUAGUAUUAGAGAUGCCUAGAAAUGUCUGCAGAAUUUCCAUAGAAAAUCUAUUAGAAAAUUUUUGAUUUCUAACGUUGCUUUGGUCUUUCAUACUUUGACUUGCAUAAACUCUAGUCGUCAGACUAGAACGGUUUCUUUUACACAUGAAUGAUUAUACCAUUAAUACUUGUUAUGUAAUGACGAUUAUGUGAUUACAAUUUAUUAUGUUUGUCAUUCCUUAUCAUUAUUAUAUCAAAGAAACUUCAGUAAUAAUAAGGUAUUUUCGAUUAUUCGAAACGUUAAUAUUGUAGCUAAAGCAUCAGAAAGAGCUAAGUUGGUAGAGAAGUGUUGAAUAUUUUAGGUAUAAAAACUGAUAGGUUUCUACAAAUCGGAAUGUGUUGGAUAACUUGGAUUACGUGAAAUGAUUAAUAACGACAUGUGUAUAUUAUGAGAACAAAUGAUUUUGUGAACGAGUGUCUCCUAAAUUAAGAAAUAAAUCCUUACAAUUA
Molecule: messenger RNA, 4915 nt
Organism: Vollenhovia emeryi
Lineage: Eukaryota; Metazoa; Arthropoda; Insecta; Hymenoptera; Formicidae
Product: epidermal growth factor receptor kinase substrate 8-like
Exons: 10
Coding region: 111-3008 (965 amino acids)
Biological process (GO): regulation of Rho protein signal transduction; Rho protein signal transduction
Cellular component (GO): plasma membrane
Molecular function (GO): actin binding
Source: RefSeq, a predicted model, not a curated record